Condylostylus longicornis is the source of this 2713-nucleotide messenger RNA. Its product is annotated as transducin beta-like protein 3. NCBI's taxonomy places the organism in Eukaryota, Metazoa, Arthropoda, Insecta, Diptera, Dolichopodidae. The record is from RefSeq and is a predicted model, not a curated record. Gene Ontology annotation, molecular function: U3 snoRNA binding; protein binding. The transcript is spliced from 3 exons. Gene Ontology annotation, biological process: endonucleolytic cleavage to generate mature 5'-end of SSU-rRNA from (SSU-rRNA, 5.8S rRNA, LSU-rRNA); endonucleolytic cleavage in 5'-ETS of tricistronic rRNA transcript (SSU-rRNA, 5.8S rRNA, LSU-rRNA). Gene Ontology annotation, cellular component: nucleolus; small-subunit processome; 90S preribosome. The coding region runs from base 113 to 2527 and encodes 804 amino acids.
GUUUAAGUGUCAAGCUGUAUACACGUGCUGUUUAUAUUUUGUUUGUUUUUAAAUAACAUACUAUUUUCAAAAAAUUUUUCAGUAAGCUGAUUUACUUAAGUUUAUAACAGAAAUGGCAGUUCAUAUUAAAAUGAAAGAAGUAUUUGAGGUAGAAUCAAAUUUCGGAGCCUUCUUUACAAGUGGUACUAUAUGCUGGUCAAAAGAUGGCAAAGAAAUAUUUUGCCAAAAUUCGGCAGAAAUUAAUGUUAUAAACGUUGAUAACGGGAAAAUUGUUAAGAAAAUAACGCAGCAGGAGAUUGAGGGGUUAGAAGAAGACAUCAUAUACACUUUUGCACUAAGUUCAGAUGAUGAACAUAUACUUACAGCGCACAGAAGUGGCUUAUUAAAGUUGUGGUCGAGAAAAGGAGAGCAAAUAAAAAUGUGGAAAGGUUCACAUAAAGGGCCUAUAUCAAAAGUCGUUUUUAGAUCUCGUAGUUCUAUAAUCGCUACCGGAGGUUCAGAUUCUUCAAUUCGUGUGUGGGAUUACGAUAAGAAAUCAUGCUUGAUAUCAUUUCGAGAUAGUGUUGGCGUUAUUAGCGUCUUAGAAUUCCACCCGGAUUUAGAAAAAACACAAAUUUUCGCUGCUGGAGAUGAUUAUAAAAUUAAUUGUUGGGACUAUAGUCAAAAAGUUUUGCUAGCAACAUUUUCUGGACAUUUUUCUAAAGUUACAGACUUGUCUUUCACUUAUGAUUUUAAAAACCUUGUUUCCGUUGGCAGGGACAAAGUUUUGAUUUUAUGGAAUUUAGAAACAAAGGAAAAGGUUCGAGUGAUUCCCAUUUACGAAACAUUAGAAGGUGUAAAAAUUUUACAAAACAAUAUAAAACUUCCUAAUGGCUUUGAUCUGGGAGAGGAAAAGAAUUUAAAUAAAAUAUUUGUAGCGGUUGCAGGAGAAGGAGGUGCGAUUCAAAUUUGGGAAUGUACAGAAUCAAAAAUUAUUUUUAUGCAAGUCAAUAGUUGCAUAUCUAAAGCAAAGGAGGAAGGCAGUUUAGCUAUCACACAAUUAUUAUACUGUCCUGUAACUAACCAAUUAUGUGUAGUCAGCAUUGAUCAUAACAUUAUAAUCCAUAAUAUACCCACAUUUCAUUGUGCAAAACAAUUAAUUGGUUUCAGUGAUGAAAUUUUGGAUGUUUGCUUUGUUGGAAAAAAGAGUAAAUACCUCGCAGUUGCAACUAACAGCAGUGAUAUAAAAUUUUAUGAUACGUGUAACAUGAAUUGCCAAAUAUUAAAAGGACACAGUGAUAUUGUAUUAUCUUUGGCAUCAUAUAAAAAUUUACUGCUCUCAUCCGCCAAAGAUAAUUCUAUAAGAAUAUGGGAAGUUAAUACUGGAAAUUUUUCUGUACGAUGUGUAGCGAAAGGUAUUAAACAUACCGCGAGUGUUGGAUCUGUGACUUUUGGAAAAAUUUCACAUACUAAGUGCGCUUCAGUUAGUCAAGAUACUUGCUUAAAAGUUUGGGAAGUUCCAAAAUCUUUUGAGGAAGAUAAUGUUAUAUCAUUAACUUGUUUAAAUACUGUUAUUGCACAUGAAAAGGAUAUUAAUUGCGUUGCAAUAUCACCCAAUGAUCGUCUUAUAGCAACAGCAUCCCAAGAUAAAACAGCGAAGUUAUGGUCAGUAGAUGAUUUACAACUUUUGGGCACAUUGCGUGGGCACAAAAGAGGUGUCUGGUGUGUACGAUUUUCUCCAGUAGAUCAGGUAAUUUUAUCGACAUCGGCUGAUUGUACCGUUCGAUUAUGGUCGGUUUCCGAUAUGUCAUGCUUGAAGUCUUUUGAAGGCCACGAAAGUUCAGUUUUAUGUGCUGAUUUUUUAAACCGAGGCUUACAGUUUUUAUCUGCUGGUGCAGAUGGUCUUAUUAAAUUAUGGACUAUUAAAAAUAAUGAAUGUAACGGUACUUUUGAAAAACAUGAAUCAAGGAUAUGGGCCCUCGCAGUACAUCCAGAUGAAACGCAUUUUUUUAGCGGCGGCUCAGAUUCCUGCCUAAUUAAAUGGAACGACGUUACAGAAGAGAAAAAAAUUGCUGAAUUUAAUGCACAACAGGAAAUCGUAUUACAAGAACAGGAACUAAAUAAUCUGCUAGUUCAGAAGAAAACGUUAAAAGCUUUAAAAUUAGCUCUUAAACUAGAAAAACCCUUUUUGACUUUGAAAAUUAUAAACGAAAUAAUGAAGAACAAAGAAAUGGGACUGGACGAGACCGUUUUAUCAUUAAACGAUUUACAUAAAGAAAAUUUAUUAAAACAUGCGAUAACGUGGAACACGAAUAGUAAAAACUGUAGAGCAGCUCAAUUGAUUCUAAAUAUUUUACUUAAGGAAAUUUUAGCAAAUAAAUUUAAAGUAACUGGUCUUGAAAAAAUGGUUGAGGAAGCUCUUCCUUAUACAGAAAGGCAUUUCAGACGUGUAACCGAAUAUUUAAAAGAUUUGAAAUUCAUUGAAUUUACUUUAAAGUGUAUGCAACCCUAUGGUAAAAUGGAAGUAGAUGAAAGUGAUAGUAAUUAAAAAAUAUUGUAAUAUGCAAGUUGUGUAUAUAUAAAAGACCUCCGAAAAUUUCUUAAAAUUUUUUUUAAGAUAUGUUCAUAUACAUAUGUAUAUAUUUUUAAUAAAUUAAAUUUUUAUGGAUAUAUUAAUUAACAGGAUUUUUUACUGAAUCAAUGUUUUGAUUAUUUCUUUUAUUAAUUAAUUACG